Molecule: messenger RNA, 3187 nt
Organism: Cotesia glomerata
Lineage: Eukaryota; Metazoa; Arthropoda; Insecta; Hymenoptera; Braconidae
Gene: Pten
Product: phosphatidylinositol 3,4,5-trisphosphate 3-phosphatase and dual-specificity protein phosphatase PTEN
Exons: 8
Coding region: 615-2231 (538 amino acids)
Biological process (GO): protein dephosphorylation; cell motility; regulation of phosphatidylinositol 3-kinase/protein kinase B signal transduction
Cellular component (GO): cytosol; plasma membrane; cell projection
Molecular function (GO): protein tyrosine phosphatase activity; phosphatidylinositol-3,4,5-trisphosphate 3-phosphatase activity
Source: RefSeq, a predicted model, not a curated record
UCCCUUGUAUAUGCCAUAGGGCCGGUGGUGUUCUCAGACUUAAAUUCGCAAUUAUUAAAAUUUUCAUCACCACGGAUCGUUAAUCGUAAUUUCUGACACAUUGCCGCGUAAAUAAGUUUGUGAGGAUAUUAAAAAAAUAACUGAAUUGGUGCCGUGAUGUUGUGAUCCGCUGAGCCUUAAAAUCAUAAAACUCACUCACACCAAUACAUUGCAAGUGGGAACGUGAGUUGGGAUCUUGCGGAGUUGGUUAGAAUUAAAAAAAUACUUCACUCUGGAAAAAGGAUAAAAUACACCAGAAUAAAUGUGCUUAUGUUUGAAGAAUGUCUAGGUCUGAGUCAUACACCAUGAGCUCCGUCCGUAGUUAACGAGUGUGAGUAUCUACGCUGUUAGUUUGUAUUAAGAUUGAAAAUAAAAGAAGAACUUGGUGUAUAUUAUUGAAAUGGUGUCUUAAUCGUCGAGUAUCAAUAACUAGGUGAUUUAGAUAUCUAAUACUACAAAGGCUGUGAAUAGAAGAAGACUAAACUUCCGUAAUAUUAGAUUGUUAGUUAAUGCUGUUUUUGGAAGAGAUGGGGACCCUGAAUGACGGAUAACAGAAUGGGAAACUUCAAAGACCUAUGCUCUACGCAUUGAUGGGUAUAUGCUUUUCCUGUAGAAGACCCUCUAGCAGUCGGCUAAAUAAUAAAAUUUCUGAACACAUAUCGGCAUCGGUAACACCCCUCCAUGUUUGUCUGGAGGAACAAGGAAGACCAGAACUGGGCUCGAGUGACGCCGUGGCCAGCAGGGCACAGGUUAAGGGUAGUGGAGAUAAUUUGGGUGAAACAAUCAGUGAGUGUUCAGAGGUAGGAUCGACUCCUGUUGAGCUGGAAGAGUGGACUCAGCCAAGCAUGGCCAAUACAAUCAGUAAUAUGAAGAUGACUAACCCUAUCAAGGGGUUAGUGAGUAAACGUCGCAAGCGUUUUACUCAAGAUGGCUUUGACCUUGAUCUCACAUAUAUACAGAAUAACUUAAUAGCAAUGGGUUUUCCGGCUGAGAAACUCGAAGGAGUUUAUAGAAAUCACAUCGAUGAUGUGGUUAAAUUUUUAGAAUCUAAGCACAAAGAUCAUUACAAAAUUUAUAAUCUCUGCAGAGAAAGAUCGUAUGAUCCGAAAAAAUUUAAAAAUAGAGUCGCUGAGUUUCCGUUUGACGACCAUAAUCCGCCCAACAUUGAACAAAUAAAACCAUUCUGUGAAGAUGUCCACAACUGGCUGUCACAGGACUGCAAAAAUAUCGCUGCGGUACACUGCAAAGCUGGUAAAGGCAGAACUGGUGUAAUGGUUGCCUGCUAUUUACUUCACACACAGCAGUUUACAACAGCGUUGGAGGCUCUAAAAUUUUAUGGUUCGAAAAGGACUACUGAUAGCAAAGGAGUUACGAUACCCUCCCAGAGGAGGUAUGUUGGCUACUAUGCCUCACUUGUACAAAAAAAUCUUAUCUAUCAACCAGUCACGCUUCUUUUACGGCAAAUUAUGCUUGAUCCAGCUCCCAUUUUUAAUGGUAAUCAAGGAUAUUUGCAUUUUGUGAUAUCGGAAGGUAAUAAACGUAUAUUUAGUUCGGAUACUGUUGAAGUUAAAAAAGGUUCCGCUUCAAUUUGUAUUCCAUUGAAUCAUACUGUUUCUAUAACAGGUGAUAUUCGAAUAGAAUUUUUUAAUAAAAAACCUAAACCCAAAAGAAAAGAAAAAUUAUUUCAUUUUUGGUUUAACACAUUCUUCGUACGAGACAGUCCGUCGUCAAAUAACGACAGCGAAGAGAUGCGAUUUGAACGAUCCGCAAGAGCAUUGAGUUGUGAUGGAACAACGAUGGAAUUUCCAGCGAUGGUUAAUACUAACUCAAAGCCGAGAACCAGCUCGCUGGCAAGUCUCGGUCCAAUGCCACCGACUCUGGUUCUUGAAAUUGAUAAGUGGGGCUUGGAUGAUGCACAUAAAGACAAAAGUCAUAAAAUAUUCGCUUCUGAUUUCAAGGUGAAUUUAAUAAUGAACCGGCCAUGGGAUGGACCCGGCAGUGGAAUACCGCAAGCAGUCCCAGCAAUAACUCCCAGGACUGAUGUACAAGAAAGUCCAAGCGAUUCGAGUGACACAGAAAGCAGCGAGUGCGAAACAACUGGCGACGAGGAUGGAUGGGAAUCAGUGGACAUGGAUCAACGUGUUGGCCGGUAUCGUCUAUUAUCUGAUGGAGGAAUAAUUGAUGUUUUGUGAGCCCGUAACAACUUGAUGCUCUAUAUUAUCAACUCUAUUCAUCCCUCCAACCUUGAAAUAUCAUGCAAUAAUUGUAAUACAUCAAAGAAUUGAAAUUUAAUUUAAAAAAUAGAUUAUUAUAUUUAUAAUAAAAAUAGUUGUUUAAAUUCGUCGUAUUACGCCCAACGAUUUUCUCUCCUAUUAAGUUAUUUAUUAUUUAUUUUGUCUAUUAAUUUUUGAAUAUUAAAUUACAUUCGUAACAAUUAUUAAUUAAUUAAUUUAGUAAAUUAUUGUAAAUUUUUUUAUUAUUAAAAUUUUUAAUGUAAAUAUUGGAGAGAAUAAAUAUGACAGGAUGAGAAUUUCGGUUAUAAAUAUUUAAAAAAUAUUUACUGAUAUACGACGAUAAAAUUAACGGUAUAAAUAUAUUAUAUAUAUAAAUAUAUAAAAUAGUAAGACUAUUUUCAUAAGCGACAAAUUAUAAGUCAAUAAUUGUGCGUAGAAAAUAAAAUUGCGAGCGUACGUGAGAGUGCCUAUUAACAGUGAGAAAGAGUAAAUGUAUGAUUAUUGUAUGUUAAGUUUGUUUGUAUGUGUAUGUAUUGUAAAAUUAAAAUUUAUUAGUAUAAAUAAUUAUUAAAAAGUAUUUUAAAAUAAUAAAUAAAUUUUAAAAUACUUUUUAUUUAAUUAAAUGUCGAUCAACGUAUCUGCAUGAGUGGAAUAUUAACUAAUUAUAAUUUAAUAUUUAUAAAAUAUCAACAUAAGAUAGCAGUGUUUUGACAAACGAUUUUUUAUUUAUAUUAAUUAAAUAAUUCCUCAACGAUUAACCCUUUAUAUUUUUAUUUAAUAUUCAAUAUAAAAAAUCAUUAAGUAAAUAAAAAAAUUAAUUAAAGUGUCUGUUGAAAUACUGCUGUCGAAAGCCGUUAAAUUUUCACCAGUUGCGUUUGUCAAUAAUAUAAUUCAAUUAAUUAUUGUGAUUUAGU